Amphibalanus amphitrite is the source of this 478-nucleotide messenger RNA. RefSeq lists its product as uncharacterized. The record is from RefSeq and is a predicted model, not a curated record. NCBI's taxonomy places the organism in Eukaryota, Metazoa, Arthropoda, Thecostraca, Balanomorpha, Balanidae. The transcript is spliced from 3 exons. The coding region runs from base 94 to 471 and encodes 125 amino acids.
UCGCCGCCGGCCGCGCCUCCCCCGCCUCCGCCGUCCUCUGCGGAGCGUCCUCCGUUCGGGCAGCUGCAGCACCGGCUGCCGCUGCGGCAGCUGAUGGCGCGCUGGGCGUGCUGUCGGCUCUCUGAGGACCUGGUGACGUGGCGCGACCAGUGUAGUCCGCCCGAGAGGCCCGCCCACGGCGGCUGGCUCACCCUGCAGCCCGGCUGCGCGUGCUGUAACUCCACCGACAGCGCUGCCGACCAGCUGCUCGAGUGUAUCUGCCACGGCGCCAACAUCACGGCCGUGCCGCAGACGCUGCCCGGCGCCGUCAGCCUCAUAACGCUGACAAUGACCAAUAUCGUGGAGGUGGACCGAGACGACUUCCUGCGGUACGCUGCGCAUCUUCAGGACAUAGUGCUCUCCAAGAACGAGCAGCUCAGGAGGAUCCGAGCCGAUGCGUUCAGAAACUUGCCGCAACUGCUCAGCCUGUAAGUAUUCA